Messenger RNA from Dacryopinax primogenitus, 525 nucleotides. RefSeq lists its product as uncharacterized. The transcript has 2 exons. Bases 126 to 455 code for a protein of 109 amino acids. NCBI's taxonomy places the organism in Eukaryota, Fungi, Basidiomycota, Dacrymycetes, Dacrymycetales, Dacrymycetaceae. The record is from RefSeq and is a predicted model, not a curated record.
ACAGCUACGAGAGAUUCAUGGUUGCCAAUACCACGAUAAUAUUUGCAGUGAUGGUAUGCUGGUUCGUGUGGAAUAGGGUGUUUUGGCCGGCAUGGUUGGGCAGCACAGAAUCGGGCAUUGAUACCAUGGCGCAGUGGCUUGUGGCCAAGAUACUCCCCAAGGCAGUACCUCUUCCGCGCGGGUCAUACUCUACUAUGGAUGGCGAUAAACCCUCCAAACCGAUGAAUUGGGACAUCCCACCUGCUGGGGUGGAGUCGGGACUGGAGGCAGCUAAAGCCGACUGGGCGCAAAGAGUCAGCUCGCGAAUGGCCUCCUCCGGCAUGGCACCGUCUAGUCGAUUCCCAUCAUCCACGGGGGUCCCACGGUCUAGAGACGUGUCGUUAGAGAGCAGAAGGGUAGAGGGCUCCCUGCAGAGUGUGCCUCAAACGAGAGAGACGUCGACCGAAAGGCGGUAAGCUGGUUUCUUAAUUAAUCUCACGGACUGGGUUGUUAGAAAACACGCGCACUGUUAAACACAAUUGCAAU